GAAUAUGUAAAUGCGGUUAAGCAUUUAAUAAGUAUUUCUGAAGUAAGAGUCUACAUGGAGAUGCGAGUAUUGGUAGUGCUUAUGGACUAUUCCGAUCAACUUCAUGUAUGUCGUGGAAUUACCCAUCGUAUUAAAUCUGAAGAUUCUUCUAGAAUACCAGAACAAAUUCUGCAUAUCAUUCCAAUGAUUGGACCUUUGCAUGUAUCCUUAAAUAGUCGUGAAACAUUUGAACAUUCAAAAGAUCCAGAAGUUAGAUACCUUAUUAAUUUGUUAGAUAAUAUUGUCUUACUUGUUUUAGAUUUUUACCCUAUCAUAUUUCACAGUGGGAAUUGGCAAGCCUAUAUAGAAGCAAUGUUCUGUGUUUGGGCUAUUUUUUAUCAAUAUCAGCAAAAACAUUAUAAUAAAUUGCUAUUGACAUUUUUAAGUGAUGUUUUCUUUUGGAUCAGCACUAAUCAUUCUAUCUCUCAAGCUCUUGUAGGUUCUCUCCACGUUUUUAAUGAUUACUUUGUUGAAAACUUUCACAGUUCACUUCGACAGCAAAUACAAGAGUCAAACACAGCAGAUCAAAUUAUUAUAGAACUCUAG
Dentiscutata erythropus is the source of this 585-nucleotide messenger RNA. The record is from the annotation of a GenBank genome assembly. NCBI's taxonomy places the organism in Eukaryota, Fungi, Glomeromycota, Glomeromycetes, Diversisporales, Gigasporaceae.